AUUAUGAUUCUUUCAGAUGUGUUGCUCAUCUCCAUUCCAAAUACCCACCCGCUGCCCUCUCUCUGGAGUGUUCCAGCAAGAAGGAACUGAAUCGGUGAGAGGGCCAGCAGGGUAUAUAUGGGCUGAUAUACUGGCGCCACUCCAGGGGGGCUCCCCGCUGACCCUAUGGGUACUGCUGAGGGAAAAACUUCCGAUGACAUGUACAUGCUGCACACACGCACCUAAUUGGAAUGGACAUAAGCAAUACAUCUCGAAAAAUCACAGUUACGAGGCUGAGGCAUCUCCGUACUCGCUACUGGACAUCUGUUUGAAAGCGCUCACUGCUGACUUAGAGAAGUUCUGUACUGAGAGGCAAGAUGGAACACUGUGCUUGAAAGAAUCAGAAAGACUUCCUCAAGAAGUAGCUGAUCGGUUGCUGCAGACUAUGGCAUUUCAUGAGCUGCUGAAUGAUGGAACUGUGGGCAUUUUCCGUGGUAACCAAAUGCGCUUGAAACAAGCUUGCAUCCGGAAAGCAAAAAUAUCUGCAUUAUCGUUCAAAAAAGCAUUCUGCCAUCAUAAGCUAGUAGAACUUGAUGCUACAGGGAUGAAUGCAGACAUUUCUAUUGCGGAUAUUGUAAGCGGACUUGGUAGCAAUAAGUGGAUCCAGCAAAAUCUUCAGUGCCUCAUACUGGACUCCUUAAGACUCUCCCUGACAAAUCCCUAUGAAAGGUGCUUCAGUCGAUUGUCUGGUCUUCGUGCUUUGAGCAUUACCAAUGUUCGCUUCCACAAUGAGGACUUAGUGGAGAUUGCUUCACUUCCAAGGCUGGAAAGUUUGGAUAUAUCUAACACCUCUGUCACGGACAUAACACCGCUUCUCACUUGCAAGGAUCGGCUUAAGUCUCUCUCUAUGCACUAUUUGAAGUGUUUAACGAUGACAACGCCCCAAGUCUUGGAUGUCAUAAGAGAACUAAAGUAUUUGAACCACCUUGAUAUUUCGGAUGAUCAGCAAUUUACAUCUGACAUACCAGUCUCUUUAUUAAAGCAGAAAGACAUCCUACCUCACCUACUGUCUUUGGACAUUUCUGGCAGUAAAUACAUAACUGAUGAAGCUGUAGAAGCAUUUGUCAAACAGCGACCUGCAAUGCAGUUUGUGGGACUACUUGCUACUGAUGCUGGUUACUCUGAAUUCCUUUCAGGAGAAGGAAACUUAAAGGUAUCAGGAGGAGCAAAUGAGAUUCAGAUUUCUGAAGCUCUGAAGCGUUACAGUGAACGGUCAUACUUUGUGAAAGAGGCUUUCUUUCGUCUCUUCACCCAGACAUGUUUUAUGAGAAUAACUAAGCCUGAAAUCUUAAAGCUUGUGAUUAUUGGCAUGAGAAAUCACCCCUUGGACUUGGCAGUUCAGCUAACUGCUAGUGCAUGUUCUCUUAACUUAACUAGACAGGGUCUAGCAGCUGGUAUGCCUGUUCGUCUGCUGUCCGAUGUGAUCCAUUUACUACUCAAGGCUGUGGAAAACUUUCCUGAUCAGCAACAGCUGCAGAAGAAUUGCCUUCUUUUACUAUCUAGUGUCAGGAUUCUUCAAGAUGUUCCAUUUAACAGGUUUGAAGCUGCCAAACUUGUAAUGCAGUGGCUGUCUAACCAUGAAAAUCAAAAUAUGCAAAGGAUGGCAGUGAAUAUCAGCUCUAUUCUAGCUUUGAAGCUUUCAUCUGAGCAAACAGCUCAACUUAGUGCAGAGCUCUACGUCGUUGUGGGGGAACUUCUUGAAAUAGUUGAACAGAAAACAAAUCUAAAUGAAGUAGAUACUACUUUCAUGUUUACACUCAGUGCACUUUGGAAUCUCACUGAUGAAUCCCCUACCACAUGCAGACACUUCAUUGACAACCAAGGGCUAGAACUCUUCAUGAGAGUUUUAGAGUGUUUUCCAUCUGAUUCAUCUAUACAGCAUAAAGUUCUUGGCCUUCUGAACAAUGUAGCAGAAGUGAGAGAGCUUCAGUAUAAACUAAUGUGGAAGGACUUCAUAGACUGUCUCAGUGAAUUACUGUGUAGUGCUGAGAUAGAAGUCAGUUUCUUUUCAGCUGGGAUUAUUGCUCAUUUACUAUCUAGAGGCGAGCAGGCCUGGACACUGAGUCAAAUACAGAGAAAAUCUCUUAUUGAACAACUGCAUUCAACCAUUUUGAAGUGGCCAACACCAAAAUGUAAGAUGGUAGCAUUGCUUGCCUACAGAUCCUUCAGUCCUUUCUAUCUAUUACUUGAUUGCUUCACGAUACCUGGAGUUCAGCUGUGGGCAGUGUGGGCCAUACAGCAUGUCUGCUGCAAAACUCCUGCCAGGUACUGUAGUAUGUUAAUUGAAGAAGGUGGAUUGCAGCACUUAUAUGACAUCAAAGAAAGCAAUCAGACAGAUCCAGAUGUCCUGCAAAUCAACAGUGCGAUACUAGACACUGUAGAGACACACAUGAUGUACUAUGGGAGACCUAAAUUUUUAAAGAAGCCACAAACCAAAUCAAAUGGAUAGCUCCUGAUAGAACUUCAAUUUUUCCUUUAUUAUAAUUCUUCACAAACUGUAUUGGGAAGAUCUGGUACUACUGAUCAGUGC
Molecule: messenger RNA, 2569 nt
Organism: Pelodiscus sinensis (Chinese soft-shelled turtle)
Lineage: Eukaryota; Metazoa; Chordata; Testudines; Trionychidae
Source: RefSeq, a predicted model, not a curated record